AUGGCGGGGUUACCACGAUCGGCUGUUUCAUUUAGAAGGCAGGGGUCGUCGGGUUUGAUAUGGGAUGAUCGAUUAUUCUCUGGGGAAUUGAGGCCGUCAUCCCGACAAGAGAAGCCAUGGACUGACAAUGAGUUGAGGCAGUGCAAGAGCGUCGGGUCUGUGGGUAUGCUGGAGAGAAACCGGAUGACCGGGCCCGCUUACCCAUCUCGUGUGGUGAACUCCUCUCCUGGUAGCCCUCCAUCACCAAAGUUUCAUAGCUGUGGCCUUUGUGGUAUGCUUAUGAGAUCUAAGCACAAGGUUAGGAAGUCAUAA
Molecule: messenger RNA, 312 nt
Organism: Amborella trichopoda
Lineage: Eukaryota; Viridiplantae; Streptophyta; Magnoliopsida; Amborellales; Amborellaceae
Source: RefSeq, a predicted model, not a curated record